Molecule: messenger RNA, 1127 nt
Organism: Rhinichthys klamathensis goyatoka
Lineage: Eukaryota; Metazoa; Chordata; Actinopteri; Cypriniformes; Leuciscidae
Exons: 2
Coding region: 1-912 (303 amino acids)
Molecular function (GO): catalytic activity
Source: RefSeq, a predicted model, not a curated record
AUGGGACGUGCCCAGCUGAACGGGUGCAGACAUGAGACGGGCCCAGCUGAUGGAGCGGGUGCAGCUGUUCAGCGCCAGGCAGACCCGCGUGUGGCCAAGGGCUCCGGCCUUCACACUGCAGAAGUGUUGCUGGAACAACUGCUUAAACAGCCAUCGACUGCCAAGCUUGGGUUGCUGAAUAUUCGAUCCCUUACUUCAAAAUCUCUUAUAGUUAAUGAUAUGAUUUCAGAUAAUAAUCUAGAUGUGCUGUGUUUGACAGAAACCUGGCUAAAACCAAACGAUUACAUUAUUUUAAAUGAGUCAACCCCACAAGAUUACAGUUAUAAACAUGAACCUCGUCUGAAAGGCAAAGGGGGAGGUGUUGCUGUAAUUUAUAGUAAUAUUUUCAAAACCACUAAGAAAUGUAGCUUUAAAUAUACUUCUUUUGAAGUAUUGGUGCUUAAUGUAAAAAUAUAUAGUGUAAACGAUAAAUCACAUUUGAGAAUUCUGCUGGCUACUGUAUACAGGCCACCAGGGCACCAUAAAGAUUUUAUCAAAGAAUUUGCGGACUUUCUAUCAGAUUUAGUAUUGGCUGCAGAUAAAGUACUAAUUGUUGGUGAUUUUAAUAUACAUGUAGAUAAUGAAAAAGAUGCAUUGGGAUUGGCAUUUAAAGAUAUUGUAAACUCAAUUGGAGUUAAACACGUGUCGGGACCUACUCAUUGUCGUAAUCAUACUCUAGAUCUAAUAUUAUCACAUGGAAUAGAUGUUGAUGCUGUUGAAAUUCUGCAGCAGAGCGAUGACAUCUCAGAUCAUUAUCUAGUCUCAUGUAAAUUACAUUUAGCCAAGGCUGCAAAGCCGACUCCGUGUUAUAAAUACGUUAGACCUAUAACUUCUGCCACUAAAGAUUGCUUUAUCAAUAAUCUUCCUAAUUAGUUUCAUCAUCUCAGCAUCCCGGAUAGCUUAGAAGAACUCGAUAUUGCAACAGAAACGUUUAACUCUCUCUUUUCCAGCACUUUAGACGCAGUUGCUCCGUUGCGCUUAAAGAAGAUUAAAGAAAAUAGUCCAACGCUGUGGUACAACGAGCACACACACACACACACACACACACACAGGCCCUUAAGAGAGCAGCCAGAAAAAUGGAGCGCAAC